Molecule: messenger RNA, 1040 nt
Organism: Paralichthys olivaceus (Japanese flounder)
Lineage: Eukaryota; Metazoa; Chordata; Actinopteri; Pleuronectiformes; Paralichthyidae
Gene: snai2
Product: snail family zinc finger 2
Biological process (GO): regulation of DNA-templated transcription
Molecular function (GO): DNA-binding transcription factor activity, RNA polymerase II-specific; RNA polymerase II cis-regulatory region sequence-specific DNA binding
Source: RefSeq, a predicted model, not a curated record
UACUCACUGCACUGUUUCCAAGAGCGCAGCGCUGCACCAUGACUCUCCACUGGACUUAAACUAUAAGGAUUUUCCGUCUUUACGCACUAAACUGACGUCCACCGCUAUAUUUACCGAGAGAGAAACCAAGUUUGUCAAAGUUGUCCACUUGCUUUCCAAGAUGCCACGCUCCUUUCUGGUCAAGAAACACAUAAACUCCGCAAAGAAGCCAAACUAUAGUGAGUUGGAAUGCCCAACAGUUUUCUUCACGCCGCACAUCUACAAGGGCCUGCCCCUGCCUGUCAUCCCCCAGCCGGAGAUCCUGAGCCCGGCAGCGUACAGCCCCAUCACCGUGUGGACUACCAGCAGCCUGCCGCUGUCCCCGCUCCCCAGUGACCUCUCCCCCAUCUCUGGAUACCCCUCGUCGCUCUCCGACACCUCAUCCAAGGACCAUAGCGGCUCCGAGAGCCCGAGGAGCGAUGAGGACGAGCAGAUGCUCCCCAAGCUGACGGACGCGCACGGAGUUGAGGCAGAGAAAUUCCAGUGUGGUCUGUGCAGCAAGUCCUACUCCACGUACUCUGGACUGCUCAAGCACAAACAGCUGCACUGCGACGCCCAAACGAGGAAAUCCUUCAGCUGCAAAUACUGCGAGAAGGAGUACGUGAGCCUCGGAGCUCUCAAAAUGCACAUCAGGACUCACACUUUGCCUUGUGUUUGCAAAAUAUGCGGGAAGGCUUUCUCCAGACCGUGGCUGCUCCAAGGACACAUCAGGACGCACACCGGAGAGAAGCCGUUCUCCUGCCCUCACUGCAACAGGGCGUUUGCGGACAGGUCCAAUCUCAGGGCGCACCUACAGACCCAUUCAGAUGUGAAAAAAUACCAAUGCAAGAACUGCUCCAAAACCUUCUCCAGGAUGUCUCUUCUGCACAAGCAUGAGGAAUCUGGUUGUUGUGUAGCACACUGAACUGGGAUACUUUUCCACCACCAGAGAAAAAAAGAAAAACUCCUCUGUUGCUUCUUUUUUUUCCAAGCCCAAUUGGAGAACUGUCAGGAAAUCACAU